UGUCUAUGUUAAUCGCCCGAGUUUUAAGAUUUUGGUGAAAGGUUAGAAAGUUAAAUUUAAAAUGAUUACUGCGCUAAGAAACUCUGUACGGGCUUCAGUUACAAGCGUAGUGAGAUUGUUCCAAACGAGUACGCCUCAAGCUACUGAAAAGUUUGUUCAUAAACGUAUUCCUGCUCCAGACGAAGGAGUCCAAGGAGAGAAGAUCAUUGAUCUUGAUUCUGCUCUGAAGACGAAACAAAAUUUAUUCCCAACCUUAGAAUCAGAUUACCAACUGUAUAAUGGAAUUCCCUACAAGGAUCUACCGAUAUGCAAUAUCCGUGUUAGCCAUAACAAUACAAUAUUCACAUUAACCGAACCCGAUGGCAAGGUCAGAAUCAUAAGAUCAUGCGGCAUGGAAGGAUUCAAGAACACCAAAAAAGGAACCAACAUUGCUGCUCAAACUACUGGAAUAACUAUUGCAACGAAAGCUGUUGUCCAGGGAUAUAAUACUGUACGAGUAAGAGUCCAAGGCUUAGGACCAGGGCGACUGUCGGCAGUCAAAGGCUUACAAAUGGGGGGUUUGAAUAUAGUUUCAAUCACAGAUAACACACAUGUGUCAUGGAAUCCACCAAGAGCAAGGAAAGCAAGGAGAUUGUAAAUCAUAUAAUAAAUAUUUAUUAAAUUAUAGUUAAAAUAAAAUAAAAUUGUCAUAUACAAAAUAUUUUAUUA
Messenger RNA from Bombyx mandarina (wild silkworm), 708 nucleotides. RefSeq names its product mitochondrial ribosomal protein S11 (gene mRpS11). The record is from RefSeq and is a predicted model, not a curated record. Gene Ontology annotation, molecular function: structural constituent of ribosome. Lineage: Eukaryota; Metazoa; Arthropoda; Insecta; Lepidoptera; Bombycidae. Gene Ontology annotation, cellular component: ribosome. Gene Ontology annotation, biological process: translation.